Molecule: messenger RNA, 435 nt
Organism: Clonostachys byssicola
Lineage: Eukaryota; Fungi; Ascomycota; Sordariomycetes; Hypocreales; Bionectriaceae
Source: the annotation of a GenBank genome assembly
GCAUACGAUUUCACUUGCCACGAUGGACGGAUUUCAACGUUUGCGAAUAUAAGCUGCGCGAGCAACUUCGAAAACACCACUGUACUCAUCAAAACUGCCUUCCUGACCGGCACAGUGGACGGCAACCCAGUGGAGACGGAAAGCGCGGAAAGAUAUACGUUGACAUCUGGUCGUGACGUGUUGUUCGCAUUGGGCGUUGCAUACACCAGCCCUACAACUGCCACGCUGCCCAGCUCUACUGCAACUGAGACCGAUUCGGUAACCUCUCGAACUGAUUCUACCACGACUGACGGCAACGCAUCUACCACGUCUGGCGCGUCUGAGUCCUCGGCUUCAACCAAUGCCGCAGAUUCCACUUCAAGUUCAGCAUCUCCUCCACCGAGGGGAAUGAAACUAGUCGCUCUACUUGCUAUGGGCCUAGCAGUGAUAUUCACA